AUGUCACCUCCUCAGGCCACAAUUUCCGCAUCGUGGCAUUUUUGUCCGCAACAUUAUUUGCUUCCUCCCAAGUUUCCAAAGGGCGCUGAAAAUGACGUCCUCAGCAACCCACCAGCUGGGGCUAGCUCCAUGGUUAAAAGUCCAGUCACUCCUAACUCCUGCCUGUUCAACAUUUGUUUCAGUUCAGUUGACACCCAAGUCAUCGGGAUUGACUCCUUCAUUCUUCACUGCUCUUUCUUUUUGCCAGAGUCUGUUGCUACCUUGAGCCUCUCAACAACUUUAUCCUACAGUCGGUAUAAGUCUUCAGCUGUUUUAGCCUUGUAG
This is a messenger RNA of Monascus purpureus, 324 nucleotides long. The record is from the annotation of a GenBank genome assembly. Lineage: Eukaryota; Fungi; Ascomycota; Eurotiomycetes; Eurotiales; Aspergillaceae.